GGUGGAACCAAAAUAAAAAAGUGCUGUGCGACUGUCAGUUCACAAUUUGAUCUUCAUUUCGGCUCUCUUUUUGGUUCAAGAGGGAGGCCAAGAAUGAAGAUAGCUAUUUGUUAGAAAAGAUUUCUUGUGAUCUUCUUCAGCUGCCCUGUAAAACUUGGAAAAGAAGAUAUUUAUGUCAGCAUUAAGGAGAGAAAAUGAAGUUGAAGGUAGUGUGUAGAAAAGUGUAUAAUUACAUUCGAUAUGAUCUUAAAGAAAUUGCUUUUCCUUCAUCUCUGCCUGAUCCUCCUCACAUUAAAAAGCGCCGCAAAUUGACUUGGCAUGAGAGAUUUUUGGUGUUGAAGGAGGCAUCAAGGCUUUAUGCUGCAAGCUGGGUACGGGAUAUUGGUCCUGAUCUUCGCCCAAAUGACUAUAAGAAGGAUGAAGGACCUGAGGAUAAACCAACUGGGUCUAAUAAUACAACUAAAGAGAAAGAACCCUCAACGUUGGAAGAUCUUGCUGUAGCUGCAAGAGGUGGCAUGGAGACAUUGAGACCUGCUUUGCAGCGAGUGUACAUGACUAGAGUCUCUGCAUAUAAAGAUGCUCUUAAAAGCUUUAUAGAAGGAUAUCAGGAAGGUGUGCAGCAAGUUAUGGAAAAGAAAGAAGAUUCCAAAACAGAAAAAGAAGGGGAUACAUCCAAAAUAUCAAGUUGACCACAUGUUAGUCUAGGAGGCAAAUUUUUGUGAGUUCUUUAUAAUAUCUACCGUUGGUAGAGCUUUCUUAGCACAAUAAUCAUAUCUUUUGAGGUUUAUCAUUCUAUAGAAGAACAGGAAAACUGCCAAUAUAUUGGAAAAUAUUUUGUAUACAUGACUUCUUUUUAGAGUUUUC
Carica papaya (papaya) is the source of this 864-nucleotide messenger RNA. The record is from RefSeq and is a predicted model, not a curated record. NCBI's taxonomy places the organism in Eukaryota, Viridiplantae, Streptophyta, Magnoliopsida, Brassicales, Caricaceae.